This is a messenger RNA of Aspergillus melleus, 1299 nucleotides long. RefSeq names its product Vacuolar membrane antiporter (gene VCX1). Gene Ontology annotation, biological process: intracellular calcium ion homeostasis; calcium ion transmembrane transport. The coding region runs from base 1 to 1299 and encodes 432 amino acids. The record is from RefSeq and is a predicted model, not a curated record. Gene Ontology annotation, molecular function: calcium:proton antiporter activity. The transcript has 3 exons. Gene Ontology annotation, cellular component: fungal-type vacuole membrane. NCBI's taxonomy places the organism in Eukaryota, Fungi, Ascomycota, Eurotiomycetes, Eurotiales, Aspergillaceae.
AUGACGGGGCUGUCAGGAAAUGGUUCUUCGGAGCCCAAUGAAAGAGAAGCUUUGAUCAGCGAUAUCAAUCGAGCUAACUCAGGACUUCGUCCCCGACACAAACAUCGCCGCCAUUGGAGUUACUGGCCGGCGCAAGCAGUUCACUUGACAUGGUCCACCCUCGUUCGAGACUAUGUCAACCUGCUCCUCGUUUUCGUCCCCCUGGGUAUCAUCGCUGGGGCCCUCCAUUGGGACAGUACCGUGAUAUUCGCCCUCAACUUCAUGGCUAUCAUUCCGCUUGCUUCCCUGCUGAGCUUUGCGACCGAAGAGCUGGCAGCUACUAUGGGCCAGGCUUUGGGUGGACUGAUGAAUGCCACAUUCGGUAACGCGGUAGAGCUGAUCGUCAGUAUCAUUGCCCUCAAAGAUAAACAGAUCCGCGUGGUCCAGGCCAGCAUGCUUGGUAGUAUCCUAUCCAACAUUCUACUUGUGCUCGGCUGCUGCUUUUUUGUUGGCGGUCUUCGUUACUCCGAGCAAACCUUCAACAGCACGGUUGCGUCGACGAUGUCUUCUCUCAUGACGGUUGCAUCGGCUUCCCUCAUUAUCCCCGCAACGCUUUACGCCUCCCUUUCGUCGUCCACAAACUCGAAGGAAACUCAAAAGAAUAUCCUCAUUCUGUCUCACGGGACAGCCAUCAUCCUUCUGAUUCUUUACGUCAUGUAUCUUUACUUCCAACUCAAGACCCACGCGGAACUCUUCGAGGAAGCCAACUCCGACAACGAUGCAGAAAAUCAAGGCCAGGACUCGGGGGAAGCUGAAGAGGAGCACCUGCUCAGUCCGUGGGCUGCUACAGUAGCUUUGGUCAUUGUGACAAUUUUUGUGGCCAUCUGUGCCGACUAUCUUGUCGGUAGCAUCGAUAGCAUCGUGGAAAAGACGGGCAUGAGCCGAACCUUCAUCGGUCUGAUCCUUAUCCCUAUCGUUGGAAACGCUGCGGAGCAUGUCACGGCGGUGGUCGUUGCUUGGAAAGGCAAGAUGGAUCUUGCCAUUGGGGUUGCCGUCGGGAGCAGUCUGCAGAUUGCCCUUUUCGUGACUCCGUUCCUUGUCAUCCUAGGCUGGAUCAUGAACAUCGAGAUGACCCUUCAUUUCCAUAUUUUCGAAACCGUUGCCUUCUUCAUAUCCGGCCUGGUUGUGACCUUCCUGAUUCAGGACGGAAAGUCCAACUACCUUGAGGGCGGGCUAUGUUUGGGAAUGUAUGUCAUUCUGGCACUUGCCUUCUACGUCUACCCGGAUAAUGUGAAUGAAGACGCUCUCUUCAACCCUUGA